AUGACCAUGGACUCCUGUGUCGAGAAGUGCGCUGGCAACGACCAGUGUGGCAAGAUCUCCUUCUCGGCGCUGACGGGGAGCUGCCUCCUGCACAGGGGCGACGGCAGCGAGAGCGAGGGCAUCGCCGCCGGGUGGGUCUCCCGCAGCGUGCCCUGCGGCAGCAACGAGACGGAGGCCCUGCCCGGGAGCGCCGCGACCCUGCGCCAGUGGAGCGCCACGGAGGCCUGGGUGGACCGCCUCGGGGUCCCCAGGAGAGCGCCGCCGCGGCGGCCGCGGUACCCUGCCUGGCGGCGGCAGCUGCGCUCGCAGCCGUCGUUGGGGCCGUUUGGGUCCGCCGCCGAGGGCGGGCGCCCAGGCGCCACUGGCCGCAGGGGGCGGACUAUGGCGGCUCGGCGAGGAGCCUGGGGCUGCCGGCGUGGGCGGAGGCCGCCACGGACGCCGAGGCCUCGCUCGAGCGCCCCCUGUGCUGACGAGGGCCGCGGGCGCGCGCGGCGCCCGCGGCCGGCCCCGGCUCUCGGUGAUGGUGAUGAUUGGGCGGGGGGCGGGACGCGGCGCGGCGGAGAGAAUCGAGGGCCCACCUCCACAGGAGGGCUUGGAAGCAGGGGGCGGGCGUCCUCGUGCCGUUUUUAUGCCCAGGGGCCCUCCCAGAUCGAGCUGGCUCGGGAUGUGGGAAGAUUGGGCCGGGAGCUGCGGGCGCGUUCUUUUCACGACGUCGGUGCACGGGCACUCACGGUCAGGCAGCGUUCUUAG
This is a messenger RNA of Prorocentrum cordatum, 750 nucleotides long. The record is from the annotation of a GenBank genome assembly. Lineage: Eukaryota; Dinophyceae; Prorocentrales; Prorocentraceae.